AUGCCGCAUCGUGAACAUUCUGUGGAAACCAUUCGCCGUAAUAGCGAAGUGAUGGGCAGCCUUAGGAAAUUGAUGGCUGUUAACCGUGGUGAAAUUGCCAUUCGUGUGUGCCGAACAGCUCACGAGCUCUCCAUGAGAACCGUUGCCAUCUUUUCACAUGAAGAUCGGCUUUCCAUGCAUAGAUACAAGGCCGAUGAAGCAUAUCAAAUUGGUCAGCUUGGUCAAUUUACCCCUGUGGGAGCUUAUCUUGCUCAAGAUGAGAUUGUACGCAUUGCCAAGGAACGAGGUGUCUCCAUGAUCCAUCCUGGCUAUGGUUUCUUAUCCGAGAAUGCUGAAUUUGCACGCAAGGUGGAAGCAGCGGGUAUCACAUUCAUUGGUCCAUCCCCUGAGGUCAUUGAUAGUUUAGGAGAUAAGACCAAGGCUCGUCAAAUUGCUAUGGAUUGCAAGGUGCCAGUUGUCCCAGGCACACCCGGACCUGUGAGUGAAUACUCUGAAGCCAAGGCCUUUAUUCAAGAAUAUGGAUUCCCUAUCAUCAUCAAGGCUGCUAUGGGUGGUGGUGGCCGUGGUAUGCGUGUUGUGCGUGAUGAGGCAUCACUUGAGGAUGCUUUCAAUCGUGCAAAGUCCGAGGCAUUGUCUGCAUUUGGUGAUGGCACUGUUUUCAUUGAACGCUUCUUGGACAAGCCCCGUCAUAUCGAAGUCCAACUUUUGGCUGAUCGUGCUGGCAACGUCGUCCAUCUCUUUGAACGUGAUUGCUCUGUUCAACGUCGUCAUCAAAAGGUCGUCGAGAUUGCUCCUGCCAAGAACUUGGACAACACCGUGCGCGAAGCCAUUCUCAAUGAUGCCGUCAAGAUUGCCAAGGCUGUAAAGUACAAGAAUGCUGGUACUGCCGAAUUCCUUGUGGACAACCAGAAUCGUCACUACUUUAUCGAGAUCAAUCCUCGUAUCCAAGUGGAGCAUACCAUCACUGAGGAAAUCACUGGUAUCGACAUUGUUGCUGCUCAAAUCCAAAUUGCUGCUGGUGCCCUCUUGCCCCAACUUGGCUUGACCCAACAACGCAUUCGUCAACGAGGUUUCGCUAUCCAAUGCCGUGUAACCACUGAAGAUCCUGAAAAGAACUUCCAACCUGAUACUGGCAAGAUCGAAGUCUAUCGCUCAUCCGGUGGCAAUGGCGUACGUCUUGAUGGUGGUGCUGGUUAUGCAGGCGCUAUUAUCACUCCGCACUAUGACUCCCUUCUUGUCAAAUGCACAUGCUCAGGCUCUACCUAUGAAGUGGCUCGUCGCAAGAUCGUUCGUGCUUUGGUGGAAUUCCGUAUUCGUGGUGUGAAGACCAACAUUCCCUUCUUGCAACGCUUGUUGACUCAUGAUACCUUCAUCAAUGGCAACUGUUGGACCACAUUCAUUGACGACACUCCCGAUCUCUUCCGCCUUGUUCAAUACCAAAAUCGUGCUCAACGUAUGCUUGGUUACCUUGGUGACGUUGUUGUCAAUGGAUCUCAAAUCAAGGGCCAAGUGGGUGAACCUUCCUUCAAGCAAGAGCUUGAGAUCCCUACCCUUUACGACAAUGCUGACAAGCCUGUGAAUGUCAAUGUGGCUCCUACUGAAGGCUGGAGAAAGAUCUUUGUUGAACAAGGUCCUGAAGCAUUUGCCAAAGCUGUUCGUGCUUAUCCUGGUACUCUUAUCAUGGAUACUACAUGGCGUGACGCUCAUCAAUCCUUGUUGGCUACUCGUGUCCGCACUACUGAUCUCCUCCGCAUUGCACCGACAACCGCACAUGCUCUCUCCAAUGCCUUUUCGCUUGAAUGUUGGGGUGGCGCUACCUUUGAUGUGGCCAUGCGCUUCUUGUACGAGGAUCCUUGGGAACGUUUGAUUGCUUUGCGUAAGGCUGUGCCCAAUGUACCUUUCCAAAUGCUUUUGCGUGGUGCCAACGCUGUGGGUUACACCUCUUAUCCCGACAAUGUCGUUUACGACUUUUGUGCCAAGGCUGUCAAGGCUGGUAUGGAUGUGUUCCGUGUCUUUGAUUCCCUCAACUAUGUCGAAAACAUGCGCUUGGGUAUCGAUGCUGUCAAGAAGGCGGGUGGUAUUGUCGAAGCUACCAUUUGCUACACCGGUGAUGUGACAAGCACCAAGAAGACCAAGUAUGAUAUCAACUACUAUGUCAACCUUACUCAAGAAUUGGUCAACGAGGGCAUCCACAUUUUGGGUAUCAAGGAUAUGGCUGGUUUGCUCAAGCCUGAAGCCGCCAAAUUGUUGAUCGGCACCAUCCGUGAAAAAUUCCCUGAUCUUCCGAUUCACGUGCACACUCACGACACCGCCGGUACUGGUGUUGCUUCCAUGUUGGCUGCUGCUGAGGCAGGUGCUGACGUGAUCGAUGCCGCCAUUGAUUCCAUGUCUGGUAUGACCUCCCAACCCUCCAUGGGUGCUCUUGUGGCUGCUCUUGAACAUAACAACGGUGGUACUGGUAUUCGUAUGGAAGAUAUCCAAGCUCUCAACUCGUACUGGGAACAAUGCCGCAUGUUGUAUUCUUGCUUCGAAGCCAAUGUCAAGGCUGCUGACUCAGGCGUUUACAGAAGCGAGAUGCCCGGAGGCCAAUAUACCAACCUCAUGUUCCAAGCACAACAACUUGGUCUUGGCACCCAAUGGUUGCAAAUCAAAAAGGCUUAUGCCGAAGCCAACGAAUUGUGUGGUGAUAUCGUCAAGGUGACUCCUUCAUCCAAGGUGGUUGGUGACUUGGCCCAAUUCAUGGUAUCCAACAAUCUCAACAAGGAGGAUGUUAUCAAGCGUGCCUCUAGCUUGUCAUUCCCUACCUCUGUGGUCGAGUUCUUCCAAGGCUACUUGGGUCAACCUGCUGGUGGUUUCCCUGAACCAUUGCGUAGUGACAUUAUUCGCAACCUUCCUCGCAUCGAUGGUCGUCCUGGUGCCACUAUGCCACCCCUUGAUUUGGCCAAGCUUAAGGAGGAAUUGAUUGAAAAGUAUGACAACAUUACUGAUUACGAUGUCGUGUCGGCUGCUUUGUACCCCAAGGUGUUUGCUGAAUAUCGUGAUAUGGUGGCUCAAUAUGGUGAUUUGUCCAUCAUCCCUACUCGUUACUUUUUGGCCAAGCCUGAAAUUGGUGAAGAAUUCCACGUUGAGAUUGAAGAAGGCAAGACCCUUAUCAUCAAGCUGCUUGCUGUGGGUCCUAUCAACAGCACCGGCAAGCGUGAUGUCUACUUUGAGCUCAAUGGUGAAGCUCGUGUUGUUGGUAUCACUGAUAAGAAUGCUGCCGUUGAAACUGUCACUCGUGAAAAGGCCAAGGAAUCUAACCCAGGUGAUGUGGGUGCUCCCAUGUCCGGUGUUGUUAUUGAAGUCCGUGCAAAGGAGGGUGCUGAGAUCAAGGCUGGUGACCCUGUAUGCGUUCUCAGUGCCAUGAAGAUGGAAACGGUUGUCUCUGCACCUGUUGCUGGUCGUGUUGAACACGUUCCUAUCAAGGAAGGCGACUCUCUUUCCUCCGGUGAUUUGGUUGCUCGCAUUGUUCACACUUAA
Lichtheimia ornata is the source of this 3519-nucleotide messenger RNA. RefSeq names its product pyruvate carboxylase. Gene Ontology annotation, cellular component: cytoplasm. The record is from RefSeq and is a predicted model, not a curated record. Gene Ontology annotation, molecular function: ATP binding; metal ion binding; pyruvate carboxylase activity. The transcript has 6 exons. Lineage: Eukaryota; Fungi; Mucoromycota; Mucoromycetes; Mucorales; Lichtheimiaceae. The coding region runs from base 1 to 3519 and encodes 1172 amino acids. Gene Ontology annotation, biological process: gluconeogenesis; pyruvate metabolic process.